GAGAGUAGGAAGUCUUCCUAUUACUCCUACCUACUAAUUAAUCGUAACAUUUGAAACGUCGUGUGGAUAAUGUAUAAAGUGCGUGUGAACACCGUGAGUUCUUAAAGGAUACGGAAUAAACAUAAAAGCCUUAAACCGGAACCGAACGAAUAUGCUUAUAAAAAAUAUACGAUACAUCACACGAAUUUUUACAUUCCGUCGCGCGAAAUAGGUACAUACAUAAGCAACAAGUAACGAUUAACGAGAGAAUAAAAGAAAGAAUAAAACGGUACCGGUAUAAAAUAAACAAAAAAAAAAAAAAAAAAAACGAAAGUAACUAAAAAGGCUGACUAUUGUUAAAUAAUAACUUUAAAAAUAUUUAUAUAUUACGUAGGUUUUCAAUGUAUACUUAAAAAUUACUCGAAGUAGAAAAAUAAGUAUAAAAAUUGAACAUACAAUUAACUGUAGUCACGUAUACAUAUAUAUUGGUGUAAAAAUCAGACUUUCCGCAAGUCUCUUUCAACUGGUGAUAUAUUUUGAACGUUAUACUUACGAUUUUGACGUUUCGUUGCGUCAGCCGCCGCCGGACGCGUGGAACGUGGCCUUCUUUGUUCCCGAGAGUUGCAGAUAAGUUUGUUGCAUCAGGUCGCUGCAUCCAAGUUUUGAAAAUUUCAUUUUCAACUUGACACACGUACAUAAAAAAAAAAACCUGUCGCGGUUAUUGGAUCGCAGUUCUGUGAUAUCGACAGCUCUCCAUCAUCUAUCUCAUCCUGCCUAACUUCACAUACUAGGCCAGCCAGUUGUUGAGCCAUUCUUGUGGUGUGACUACUUCUUUUGGUCAGACUACAAUUUGGCAGUGUUUCACGUUACCUACUUCUACUAACGUAGUCGGUCGUCGGUCACACGUAGCAGGAAUGGACACAUCGGGCUCGCCUGUACCGGAUGCAAUCCACCCUCUUGUAGAACAGCUGCAAGAAGCUUUGGUGCUUGAGACCAAGUAUCAACCCAAUCUUCAACUACCCAUUACCACACAGAAUGACGAGAUAACCAUUGGCGCUCGGGAUGGAUCGGCGCACGUGUUACGGUGCCUGAAGGUGUGGUACGACCUACCAUCAGAUGUGUUCUUCAUAGCGAUCAAUCUCAUGGAUCGCUUUCUGACUAAAAUGAAGGCAAGGCCUAAGCACAUGGCCUGUAUCAGCGUGUCGUCGUUUCACAUCGCAGCGGUUCAAAUGGCUCAAUCGUUGGAUGCAGACCAUUUGGUUUCCAUAUCUCAAUGCAAAUGUACUGGCGGUGACCUUAAACGCAUGUCAGAAGUCAUCCGUAACAAACUUGGAUGGGAUUCGGGUGUGCAAGUUGUCACUGCUCUUACCUUUCUUCGACUGUUCAAUGUCAUGUUUCAUGCCGCUGCUGGACAGUUGGGACUCGCCGAUUUAUAUGCUAAUAUUGUCAAGGAGUCUGAACUUCUUCUGAGAUUAGAAAUGGUGGCGUGCGAUGGUAACUGUGCGAGUCUAAGACCAUCCGAAGUUGCAUUGGUUUUGUUGUGUACGUACUUAGAUAGCGCUGUAAACCGUCUCGAUAGCAAUGCUGAUGCCACUAUGUCCCUUGCUGGUAUUGCUGGCCCGUCCACCUCCAAUUCAACAGUUGCUGCUAAUCCUGCUCAUCAGAUGCUGAGACUUGUUGAUUUUGCUGCGGAACUUCAGAAAAUUUGUAAGAUUCCAGAUGAAAGCUUUUAUCGUACACACGAAUUGGUAGGCGCAAUAUUGAGCAAAUACAACGCCCAAGAGCAAACACCGCACAGACAGAGGCUGGUUUGGAGAUUAUCAUCUCGGACCGCUCGUCUUUUACGACCAACUGAUAAAUUCACCUCAGUCUUACCAGCCAUUGCUGAGCAUGCCCCGAUUCCUUCACCUAGCAGGAUCAGGUGCGGCAGCAUAAGUUCAUCAUCCAGCUGGUCCAGUGAGGAGGAAAUUGGCAUUGACUGGGAUAUGGACAGCACGGAUGGAAUUUUGCAUCCUAUUGAUUGGCCGAUUCAGUGUUAAUCAAGUGAGGGUACGAAUUGAAGGACUUAAAGCUACAACAUUUCGAAUCCCAAUUAUGUCUUACCUACUGUCGCAUCAUACAUCAAAUUUGGGUUUGCAUUUUGCAUCAAAGAAAAAUUUUAUGAAAUAAAUUUCAGGAAUACUCUUGUGAAGAGAAAAAAUUAACAAUCAAGAUAGAGAGUGAUAAGUUUUUUUUUUUUUACUUAUUUGUUGAUUUCACAUCAUGCUUGGAUUGCGAGUGUAUGACGGUGUUGUUAAAUUAUCCCUGUGAGGUACGUGAUAGCAAUCAACCCAUUUUGAACGGUCUUGCACUACUUGAACUGUUCUAUAAACAGUUUCGUACUAAUUCUGCAGUGCACAUUGAAUAAGAUUUUUUCCUGAACAUCUGAGUACAUGAUAUCUACCGUACAUACGUAUAUACAUACCUAUAUUCACUAAAAUAACAAAAGCCAAGCUAAAAUAUAUAUAUAUGUAUGUAUAUAUACAUUUAGAAAAAAAAAAAAAAACUAUAAAAGAAAAUUUGAAAAAGUUAUUAAUCGUAAAAAAAAAAAAUGAUAAAUUUUUAAUUUAAAAAAAUAUAAAAUAGCGUAAUAAGGAGGUAAACUUAUUAAGGUGGCUUGACAUAGCAUAAGUUUGAAGAGCCAAUUGGUCAGUUGAAAUUGUUUUUGUUCUAGUUCCAGAAUUGCAACAAAUGAGUAUAUAAAAAACAAAAUGUUGCGCGUUGAGAAAAUGUGAAGAAAGUGUAGGGUACAGGUUUUCAUUCUGGAAUUAUGACAUCAAUUCAUUGAUACCAAUUCAUUGACACUUGUAAGUGGUUCCGUUAUUGGCAGAAGGGUGUCAUCCGUUUUUCAGUCUAGCCUGUAUCGAGGUUGUCUAUAAUGGGCUGCUCACGUGACGGUACUGUGGAGAGAAAUGAGAAAUGUGAAAUUUAGCCAGGUGCGCCAUUCUAAAUCUUAUUACAAAGCUCUGUGGUUACUCUCGAGAUUCGGAUUACAUGUAAAGUUUUGACGAUUUAAAGAAAAGUAUAAAAAUUAUAUUUAUUUAUUAUGUGUUGUGACAAACAAGGCAAAAAUUAUUCAUUAUAGUAGAUGCAUUUCUAUGAUGUUUGGUUGGCAAUGUAUAUUGAACAUAAAAAACUAGGGUUGCGAUAUAUUGUGAGAAAAUACCAGAGUAGAUAAGUGGAUGGAUGAGCGUCAGAACACAGCCAGUUUGUGCUAGUCAAGAGUCACUAUGUUCAAUCUCUGUUUUUAAUUUAGUGUUUUAAUUGUCUUGGUUUUUAUUAUCCUAAUUGAUUAAUGAAGAUAUAAAAUAUCUCAUUAAGUAAAAGGCCCUAAUAUUAAAACAUUUUUGUAGUUUAUUUUAUCUAAAGGUUUAUAUGAUAAACCAAUUCCAAAAGUAGCUUCAAUCUCAUAGAUUCUGCAUAAGAGUCACGGGUAAAGCGUUAAUAAACUCAUUCAAAUAAAUGAUUUACCUUUUACAUUCAGUUUAUACAUUUCAGGGUAAAUCUCUGGCAUUGGGUAAAUAUUUUCUGAGAAACAUUACGGUACGCGUGUAUUCGAAAAGUUGAAAAUAAACUAGUGCAAUUUUGUGUGCUGGUAACGGGUUUUAGUUACAUGUAACCCUCUACGACUUUCUUACCAACAAAAUUAUGGUUUCGUAUCGGAUACAUUUAUUGUGCAUUCGAAUGCAAAUCAUAUAGACAUUUAUAUAUCCAUCAAGACGUCCCAUCACGAAUUUUUAAUACUACAGUUAUCAUUUUUCUUUUAAGUCCAAUAUCACUUAUCGUAGGAUGUUCUACGUGCCUGCAAUCUGGCAGUGGCUUUCGAUGAUAUUGUCGAAAAUAACUUAAGUCUCGCCUUAAUCACAAUUAUUGUGCUCUACAUAUAAGUUCGGGCGUUUUCACGAAUAAAAAAAAAAAAAAAAAAAAGGAAAAAGUGAUGUAACAUUCUUUUUGAUGUAUGAAAUUUUUUAUUUAAUUUAAUUUGUUAUUGAAUCGUAGUAUGUUCUACGGCCGCCCGGUCAUGGCGGUAUCUCUUACUUAGACUAUCCAACCAUUUCUCGAAUAAAUUAUUCUUCAGACGUAUUUGUCUCCUUUUUUUCUCAAUACAAGCUUAAAUUAAUACCAAAAAUCUUCAAAAUGUAGUAGCCAGACCGUAUUGUUUGCUUAAAAUCAAUGUGAAUAAUUUAUUCACUUUGGUAUUGAGUAAACUGUAUUCCAUUUCUUUUUUUUUUUAUGAUUCACACCGAUCAUUUGAAAUCGCAAAAAUUAAAUCACAUUAUAACAGCUUUGAUUCAAGUCGUCCAAAAAUGUUGGUAUGGAUUGUUGUGGGGGUGGGGGAAAGGAUUAAUUAUUUUCUUGAUUUUCCGCGUCAUUGGCAGUUCUAAAACGAAAUAUAAUUAGCUACAUGAAUCGUCGUUACUUCGAUAUACUGCUUACUUUCAAAACUCAUUGUUGCUCCAUUGCUGGUGAGAAUGAAUAUUGCCUUUCCCGGUUAGCUGACUCUUGCAUCGAACUUGUAACAAAAACAAUAAAGGAAUAAAUAAGAAUUGUUUUAACAAAAUACUGAGCAACAUCUGACGUAAUAAGUAUAAGAGUCUUUCUUAGAAAUUAAUAAAUAAAGUGAUAAACGUAAGUACCAUCACGUUGUUACAUCUGUGAUACAUCAGCCAGCCAGCCAACCAAGUAUAAUCUUAAAAAAAAAAAUACUGUCAAAAGUACAAAAUAAUUAUUUGAAUUCGUUAAAGGAAUCAAUGUGAAUAAAAGUAUUUCAACAUUGCCCUUUAGAAGGGUAAAAGAUCUCAGUCAUAAAAAUUCAGUCAAAUUUUGUAUUGUAUCAUAUUGAAAUACUGAUUUAUACCAUCUAUAAUUACUAUCAGGUAAAAAAAAAAAAAACCCUGCACGUGGUAAAAAAUUUGCUUGUCAUCUAGCUUUAUAUUGUAAGUGUAAUUGUUGCAUAUUAAUGUGGAACAGAAUGAAUUUUUUUCAUUUCAAUUUUACAUACCCAUGACGAUUUCGACAUACAUAUCGUGUUUUCGAUAUUAUUAAACUUUUCGAUAUAGCGUUUGAGGAAACAUUAAUCAUUCUGAAUAUUUACACUUGACAAACAAUCAACUUUUAUCGAAAUACUUAUAAAAUUGUAAUAUUUAUUUAAAGCUUCAUUUACCAAGCAGGGUUUCACUACCGUUCCAUUAAACGAAAAUAGCAUGAGUUUGACUGAAAUUUUAUGAUGACAUGUGAAGCUAUAUCUGCAGCUUCACAUUUAAAUAAAGUGUGAGAGAGUGUAUGUUCAUAAAAAUAUUUAAGAAGAAAGCAAACGUAAUUUAGGAAAGAUGUUUCUGUAUGGUGCAAGUGUGUCACCAUAUCAAAGAGGGUCGGCAGAGAAACACACAACUCUUGUAUAUAGUGAAAAAAUGUAUUUUCUUUUACGUGUCGAAUCGUCUCUGCCGAUUUUCGAUGUUAAAUAUCUUAAUAUUAUUAUUAUAUAACAUUUGAUAAAGAGAGUGCACAAUGUUUUGCCCCUUAAAUGUUUACACAAAAAAAAAAAAAAAAGGAAAAGCAAAAAUAAAAGAAAAGAAAAAAGUUAUUAUAAACAUAUGUAUUUGUAUACAUUUUCGUAUACACAGGGUAAAGCGAGAUAACUUUCUGCGCCUUGAAUAUUAUGCACACUGAAAAGACAACAGAUGCUUAUUUCAUUGCUGACAAAUUGGAUUGCGACAAUCAAUACUCAUAGAUGUUUGCAAGUACCGUCACUGUUCUGAAGUGAAGUUUAAACUAAUAUAACUGUCAAAUUUUUUCCAAAUACAAUCUUGUCAGAUACAAAUUUACAUUUUCUAAUUGCACUGUGUAAUAUGUUACGCCACAGAUUUUUUCGACAGUCUUAUUAAAUUAUUGGGAAAUAAUACUGCUCUCUUUUUUCAUGUAUAAGGUCUCCAAUAUGGACAGUCAUCUCUCCUCACCCUUGUAUAUAUAUAUAAAUUUAUAUAUUAUAGUUAAUAUAUUAUUGAAAGUUAUUAAAUAUUUCGUUUACUCUGAUUCUUACGAUUAUUAUUGUAUCAUUGUCAGCAACUCUACACAUCGUACUUCUCCAUCUAUGUAAAACUUUCAUAAUUCUGUUCUUCAUGUAUAACUUGUGAUCAAGUACCUUGCAUCAUUUUCGCAAAUUAAUCUUUUCCUGAUUUUAUAAUAGUGUUCGUCUGUGUAUGUAAUAUGCAUUACAACAUGGCAAAUUCUGUUUCAUUUUUAUGCCGCAAGAAAUGAAGAAGACAAUUUUGUACAUUACUGGUAUACGUUACGAAUGAUCAUCCUACGAAAUUUCGAAGUAUAAAUAUUAUAAUGCGGAAGCAUUAUGUCAUUUUAAUGUCAUUUUCAUUUCAUUUUUAUUUGAACAUUUCGGAUUGAAUGCAAGUAUUUAGCGCGAGUGAAAAAAAUAUUAUACGACUAAGGAAUAUGUGUGCAUCUGUGUUAAACGGAAUUAAAAUGAAGCAGUAUUUUUAACAUAAUUAUAAACAAUAAUUUCGAAUUGAUGCAAGUUACUUGAAUAAUUUACAUAUAUUUUUCACCAUGACUAAAAGAUUUUGAUGUUACAAAAAAAAUUAACUGCAAAAAUAUAUGUUCACAUAAAUAUUUUUAAAAAAUUACCAGCAAAUCAAAUACCUAUUGUACAUUAAAAUAUCGGUAUAAUGUCAUUGUUGUUAUCAGAAUAAGAUAUUACUGACAGUAUGAUUUUUCUUUCACAUCCGUUGGCGAUUAGUAUUGAAUUUGUAAUGCAGAAAACAAACUCAUUUGUAAUAAAUACAAAAUUCCGUGCAGCCAUAAAAAAAUCUUAUACUUGA
Messenger RNA from Neodiprion fabricii, 6851 nucleotides. It is a transcript of the gene CycG, whose product is annotated as cyclin G. Bases 894 to 2018 code for a protein of 374 amino acids. Gene Ontology annotation, biological process: mitotic cell cycle phase transition; regulation of cyclin-dependent protein serine/threonine kinase activity. Gene Ontology annotation, molecular function: cyclin-dependent protein serine/threonine kinase regulator activity. Gene Ontology annotation, cellular component: cytoplasm; cyclin-dependent protein kinase holoenzyme complex; nucleus. The transcript has 6 exons. Lineage: Eukaryota; Metazoa; Arthropoda; Insecta; Hymenoptera; Diprionidae. The record is from RefSeq and is a predicted model, not a curated record.